Molecule: messenger RNA, 792 nt
Organism: Rotaria sp. Silwood2
Lineage: Eukaryota; Metazoa; Rotifera; Eurotatoria; Philodinida; Philodinidae
Source: the annotation of a GenBank genome assembly
AUGUUAAAUAAUGAAAAUAUUAUAACAUCUGUUAUACCAUCGAGUGAAGAGGUAUCAUUUAUAGAAAAAAAUAGUAAUGAAAAUAAAUUUUUGAAUUCAUAUUUUUCUAUUGAUCUUAUUGAUAUAUUUAAAAGAAAUUUAUUUUUUGUAACAUUUCAAAUUUUUUGUCGAACUGAUGAUGAAGAUGGUGGUGAUUAUUAUCCAGUUGAAAUAGCUAUUAUGAAAUAUUCAUUUAUUGAAAGUAUUAAACAAGAAUAUUUUACAAUAAUUAAACCAGNUGAACUAAUUAUAGUAUUUUGCAAUGCAUUUGAACGUGAUCAAACAACUUAUCUUCUUAAUUGGCUUAUAUCCAAAGACAAUAUUGGCGGAGAACAAUCGGCAAGACCUUCAUUUCGUGUUUGUUCAUUUGAAGCUUUAGUUGCUGCAAUAUUUCGUCGUAUUGGUAUUGGUGAUUUUGCUCAUCAAAGCGUUCGAGAACAAUUACAUCGACCUGUUUAUACAACACAAGUCAAAGAACGAUGCAUUUGUCAUGAUUCAUUAGCUAUACAAUGUUGUUGUCGUGCUAUUAAUCAUGGUUUUAGUCUUUUUCUUGAUGGAUUUGUUCGACAACGUUUUAUGAAAUCAUUAUCUGAACAUGUUCAAAAUGAAAUAACGGAUAAAAAUUUAAGAAAAUUAUCACCAAUAAAUAGUUUUAUGCAUGAUAUUAAAUUCAUAAGUAAUGAAUCAAUAUCAUCAGUUAUUGAUUUAGUAGUUCUAAUUAGUGAGCUGUAUCCUACCCAGACCGUAGCAUGA